AUGAAGUGCAAAGUGGAGCGAUACUCGCCAUAUACACAGGUAAAAAGAGACGAGAACUGUUGUAUCUCUAUCUAUUACAACUAUUACUUUUUUAGCAGCUAUCUAAGGAGGUUAGCGAGGCUAUUGAUUUUUUAGCUGCAGUAGCUUCUUCUUUGGCACCGUGCGAUGCCUCACUCACCAUCAACUGGCCCGACUGGACAACUAAGACGACUUCAAACCUUACACUUAUUUUAGCUGCAGUAUCAACAUCAGCUUCGUGAAAAAUCCUUCCGUCCUCACAGCGUGUUUCAACACUACAGGUAGACGGCGUAGUCCGAAGAAUAACGAAAUUCAAGGACAUUAGGAGAAUGCGGCCAAGACUGAUCGAGGAGUUGUUCCAAUUUAGGAAGGACAAGCUGAUCCGAAGGCUGAAAUAUCCCUUCGAGAACCGAGCUUUAGAAAGCUUCGUAGCAGGAAGAAGUAACGCGCUGAAGGAAAUAGAAGAGGUAUUAUACGACCUCCAUAUUAGUCAUAGAGUAGGAGGUAUCGAGUUGUAGUCGAUUUUCGUGUAGUAGAGGUACUAUACCUCCAUAGCCAUAGAGUAGGUAUCGAAUAGCGCGUUACUUAGAGAGGUACAGAAUGUUAGUAGUUUUCCUUCAUGCUCGUAUCCAGCAUGAAGAUGGAAAAUAAUGCUCGUAAAGUGCAGUAGGGGUACAGAAUGUUAGUAGAGCUUCAAAAUUCACUGCUGCAGGUGUACUUUUUGAUGAUAUCUGCAUCUGCAUCCGCUUACCACCAUACAACAUAGUUACUCAAGUUGUAUACCGCUCCCUUCCAAGUACGUGAUUCCAAACCUCCCACCAUUAUCCAGGUUUUCGGUACCCGUCGAAUCCUCACAUAUUAUCCUUCGUCGCGCCUAGACGGCUUAGAAAAGACGGUAGAGGAAAUAGGGCACAAUUAAGGCUCGUCAAUACAAUUCAUUUCUACAACGAGCCAUUUCUCUCUGUUAGUUUCCUUCGUUGUUGGGAUUGGCAGAGAGGAUUAUAUGCAGGUUAUUGAUAUGAACUGUUUUGAGCUCCAAGACAAGAUCAGCGAGUUCUUUCGAGACAGGGACGAUCGGCUCAUAUAUCACAGUGUCAAGCUUGGACCCGUAGACCCCAUGCAAGCGGGGAAACAGCCCACACUAGUCAUCGAAGGACUCGGUACAGACAGUAGUCUGUCAUAGAAGGACUACUCGAUACUAUUAUUAUUAGAUUGAUCCUUCUAGUCACAUUUUCAUUUACUUAGAAGGAUUUGGUACAACAGAUACGAGACGUAGAAGGAGUUGGUAUUCUGACUUAUUUUCUAAGCCGUAGCUUCGUUCUGGUGUGUGCGGAAGUACGAAAUUGAUUCGCAACCCACUUGAACCUUCCUGCAUUCAGGUGAGUUGGCAAUAGUGAAGAUGACGCUGAAGUAUUCAAGAGGCGCGCCAGACCCAGACUAUCACAAGAUAGUUUUCUACUGCGCAGAGGGGAAGAUAAGGGUAUGAUCCAUGUUUCAUUUUGUUGCUGUUGAUUUUGAUUUCUUUGUUCUUAGGAAAGCAGGGCUGGGACUAGAACUACUAGAACAAGAAUGUUUGUUUCGAUGGAUAAGCAGUAGAGAUAAGCAGAGCAAGAACCAUUCUCUGAACUACUCGAGCAGCAAUGUAAAAAUUUUCCUCAACCAGCACCUUUCAACACGUUGUUCAUCUUCAUCCCCCUAAAAACGGAGAGGGAUGACGAUGAACAAGGUGUUGAAAGGUGCUGGCGGAGAGGGCUGACGGGGGGUCCGAGUCCGUGACCCUUCUCCCCACGGUAUUCUGUUGACAGAGAGCCCGACAGCGAAGCUGACAGGCUCCUCGUCUGUGUCAAUAGUUACGGCAUGGCCACUGCGACGACGCACGAGCAGCAGCGGCCGCCCAACGCAAGGUGCCCCACUGAAAAAUAGCGUAGCCCCCAAGUGUGCGCCUAGGGGCCGAAAUGCUGGAGCUUCCGCAUCUCGAGCGCAGACAUGGCUUAAGUGGAAAAAUAUGAGUCAUACAACACCUUGUUCAUCUUCAUCCCCCUAAAAACUCCUCUCAGGUCGACAUCUACGGCCUUCAAACGAAGAUAGUAGACGAGAGCUUGAUCUAUAUCAAGGAAGACAAUAGUUUGCGACCUUUAUCAGCGCCGACGGGAAGGCUGUCGGACCAACAGCUGCACGACUUGGUCGCCAUGGAAAAAAACUGCAAAGUCACCUUUCUAUGAUGUUAGAUUCAUUUUCGGAAUCGAUUCUUGGCAUCUUCACCCGAUCGUCUUCGUCCCUGUGUAAGUAGUAGGUUGUGGUUUCUUGAUCUGCUAGUGCUACUCUUGAUUCUGCAGCAUAAGAAAAUACUUCCUGUUCCCUAGUGUAUCAUUCUCUCUUUUCUCGCUUCGUUUCAUGCGCGUCUCUCUCUCUGUCCCUCUCCCACUCUUCAUACCACCAAGACGUAGCAAGCAAAGUCUAUGCUGAGUACGGCGCACGAAAGAAGCAGGAGAAUAACAUAAAGCUUUUGCGGCAGGGUGCGGCCGCAGCGGGCGACAGAAGUGUAGAACCAGUACUAGAGAAGAAUGUCUAUGACAUCGCUAGAGAAAAAGCCGAAGCUGAAGAGGCACAAUCGAAAUUGCAACAGCAAACGCUAGACAAAAGCAAAAGCGAGAGCAAGAGUGCCGAACAAGACCAAGCAGCUGCUUUUAUGGCUAUGUAUAGUUUGAUUCUUUUUCUUGGAUGAAGAUUUUGUUCGGAAACAUUCUCCGGUAGACCAAGGAACCUCACUUUGGUACCCCACAAAAAAUUCAGGAAUAAUUCAAUCGAAAUAGUACCAAGAAUGAGCACCUGUUUCCUUUAGACCUCCACCGUAUAGAUUGAUUGCAUCAAGAAGGAACAAGCACUAAGGUACACCAAAUUUGUAAUUGAUCUGUUGUUCCCGGGGGCUUCACAAGCACUAAAUUACACCACACUUCUAAAUUGAUCUACUGUUUCCCCGCGUUCCCGGGAGCUCCCCGCUCGAGUCCCUCACCCUACAUUGAUUCCAAAGAUACUGUAAUUGAUCUGUUUCCCCGCUCUAAUCCCGCACCUUACGUUGAUUCCAAAGUGGAUUUCUUGGCUCGAUAUUUGGUCGAUUUCCAAGCCAAGCCGUUGGAUGCACUGCAGGCAGAGUUUGUGGCGAAAAAGUGCAAAAACGACUUUCGAAAACGGCUUCUGGACCGUGCGCAGAUCAUUCAGAGGAGGCUCGAGGCGGAGCAGGAGAAUCUCAAGAAGAAAAGAGCACAAAUGCAAAGAAGAGGAGGGGAUAACGUGGAGAAGGUACUGAUGUAGCACCAUGAACUUCUUCAUCUUGUUCUUCGGAUUUUUUAUAAAUCAUCUAGGUAGCAUGUAGUUUAAGCUAUGAUGUUUGACAGUAUAACUUCGCAAUUGGCUUUUGCCUCGGAACUGCAUAGAUGCUUGAUAGAUAAUAAAAAAAAAUAUUACACUGUAAGAGGGCGAAGUAGAUAGACUAAAAAUCCCACAACUCACUACAUCAACGGACAACAUAAACCCUUCUUCAGGACGAGCGUGCUUGGGAGCAAUUUCAGAGUCAGGCCAUGUUCCGCAUCCAGAUCUUGGAACAGCGACUUGCAAGACACGAAAUUCACAGUGUCAAGAAGUUCGUUGAACUUGAAAACGCACUCGCCGAAGACCCUCGUCUUGCGGCCAUGUGGCAGAAGAAAUAGGCAGAGGUGUUAGUGGUCUAUAAUGCUACAUCUACUUCUGCUGUAUCUGUAUUAACAAAACGACAUGUUUAAGACGUUGUCGUUGUCGAAAGUAUUUUCAUCUGAUGUCCUAUCUAUGCGUUGUACUACGCGUAAAAAGUAUACCUAAAUAACUUAGUCUCCUUGGUCUUAGUCUUCUAUUUACAAAGGUACGCAUCAGUACUGGUAGCAGCCGCACUGCUGGUUGGUCUAGAAUUAACUUAGUCUUCUUGUCGAUCUGUUAAAGUGUAAUGACACAGGUAGGUGUCGUGCUGACGUCACACCAACAGGUCUCGUAGUUUGUUAUCCGUUGUAUUUUUUACUACACGAGUUAAUAAUACAGGUCGGGCACCAUCAAGCCGUCCUCUGUAUUACCAAGACUUGGUCGGUAAAUGUGAAAGUGAAAAUUAGACUCAUCUUCAAUGAGAAUCCUAGCAUGAUAAAAGAUUCCUAUAGUUUGUCCACCAAAUCUUACGUUGCAAAUGAAAAUGAACCCAGACUAUGGGCAUGAACGCUUGAGUGAAUUGUAACUACCGUGAUUUUCGAUUUCGAUGGAAUGGCCAUGAAUGUGAAAGUGUGAAAGAGUAAACUGAAAAGAAAAAUGGAGCAG
Amoebophrya sp. A25 is the source of this 4353-nucleotide messenger RNA. The record is from the annotation of a GenBank genome assembly. NCBI's taxonomy places the organism in Eukaryota, Dinophyceae, Syndiniales, Amoebophryaceae.